This is a messenger RNA of Python bivittatus (Burmese python), 3397 nucleotides long. NCBI's taxonomy places the organism in Eukaryota, Metazoa, Chordata, Lepidosauria, Squamata, Pythonidae. The record is from RefSeq and is a predicted model, not a curated record.
AAGGGAUGACAGAGUGCUACCUGUGAGAGCCAUAAAUUUUUUUGUGGAAUGUCUCAAUCAUGAUGCCUUGGUGGUUCGUAAGAUGGCAAUCUCUGCUGUGGCUGGCAUCCUUAAGCAGUUGAAAAGACCCCACAAAAAGGUGCUCAUCUGUCCUUUCCAAAUCAGUGGAGCCCCACGGCCUUCUAAUAUCCAGGCAGGUGACAGAUCUGACAACCAAUGGCUGCAUUAUGAGAGUGCUAAUUUACCAAAGACUAGAGAAACUUGGGAGGCCUGCCAUUUUGUGGAAAAAACACAUUGGGGAUACUACACGUGGCCUCAAAAUAUGGAAAUCUAUGCUUCUGCAGAAGAGCAACCAAAACUUGGGAGGAGUAGAAAGGAACUUUCAGAGGCGGAGCAAGUCAUUUAUGAUCAUUUUUCUGAUCCUAAUUUUGUUGAGCAGUUAAUCAAGUUUCUUUCUUUAGAAGACAGAAAAGGAAAAGAUAAAUUUAAUCCUCGUAGAUUUUGCCUCUUCAAGGGUCUAUUUAGAAACUUUGAUGAUACCUUCUUGCCUGUAUUGAAACCACACUUAGAACGUCUUGCUGAAGAUUCCCAUGAAAGUCCGCAACGCUGUGUAGCUGAAAUUAUAGCUGGUUUGAUAAGAGGGUCUAAACACUGGACAUUUGAAAAGGUGGAGAACCUCUGGACAGUUCUCUGUCCACUUCUUAGAACAGCUUUAUCCAAUAUUACAGUAGAGACUUACAAUGACUGGGGGACAUGUAUAGCGACAUCAUGUGAGAGCAGAGAUCCCAGGAAAUUGCACUGGUUGUUUGAAUUGUUGUUGGAGUCUCCACUGAAUGGUGAAGGAGGAUCAUUUGUUGAUGCAUGUCGUCUGUAUGUAUUGCAAGGGGGCCUUGCACAACAAGAAUGGCGAGUGCCAGAACUGCUGCACAGAUUGCUGAAAUACCUAGAGCCUAAGCUCACCCAAGUUUAUAAAAACGUCAGAGAGAGGAUAGGAAGUGUUUUGACAUACAUCUUCAUGAUAGACAUUUCUUUACCAAAUACUGCUCUAACAAAGUCUCCCCAUGUCCAUGACUUCACUUCUCGAAUACUUGAAAAACUUAAACCCCUUAUGGAAGUGGAUGAAGAAAUUCAGAAUCAUGUUAUGGAAGAAAAUGGAGUUGGAGAGGAAGAUGAACGAACUCAGGGCAUUAAACUACUGAAAACUAUUCUGAAGUGGUUGAUGGCAAGUGCAGGGAGAGCCUUUUCUACAGCUGUUACAGAACAGCUUCAGCUUUUGCCAUUGUUUUUCAAGAUUGCACCUGUAGAAAAUGAUCAUAGCUAUGAUGAACUGAAGAGAGAUGCUAAGAUGUGCUUAUCAUUAAUGUCUCAGGGAUUGUUAUAUCCCCAACAAGUGCCUUUGGUACUUCAGGUGCUAAAACAAAUAGCAAAGAGUAAUUCCUGGCAUGCUAGAUAUACUGUGCUAACCUACCUCCAGACUAUGGUAUUUUAUAAUCUUUUUACCUUCUUAAACAAUGAAGAAGCUGUGAACAACAUCAGAUGGCUGGUUAUAAAACUACUAGAAGAUGAACAGCUUGAGGUGAGAGAAAUGGCUGCUACCACUUUGAGUGGUUUGCUCCAAUGCCAUUUCCUGGUGAUUGAUGACCCUAUGCAGACUCAUUUUGAGCAGCUCUGUAAAAGGAGACUCCCAAAGAAAAGAAAACGAGACCUCAGUACUGUAGUGGAUACCAUUCCCCCUGCAGAUUUAGUUCAACGCCAUGCUGGUGUGCUCGGACUUAGUGCAUGUAUUUUGUCCAGUCCGUAUGAUGUACCCACAUGGAUGCCUCAACUUUUGAUGGAUCUUAGUGCGCAUCUGAAUGAUCCUCAGCCUAUUGAGAUGACAGUAAAAAAAACAUUGUCCAAUUUCCGGAGAACCCACCAUGAUAACUGGCAGGAGCACAAGCAACAAUUCACUGAUGACCAGCUACUUGUCCUUACUGAUCUCUUGGUAUCACCAUGCUAUUAUGCAUAAUAGGGAAAAAGAAGAGUAGGAUGGCUUCCAAUCACAAAAGGGAGAUUGAAUUGUGCUGAUUCUUGUUGCCAAGGAGAUCUUUCUAGCUCAGUUCAUCCUCUUCCCUUCCGGAAGGCAAGCCUUAGUUCUAAUUAUUUUAUUUUGUUUAUGCCCUGCGCAAAAAUAAUCAAAAGAGCUGGGAAGGAAAUGUGCACACCAGUCUUGUUAUUUCUCAUCUUACUUUUGUAAAAAUGUUAUAUUUAUUCAUGGUCUGGUAAACUCCUGUUUGAAUUACUGCAGUCCCUCAUAUCUGAAAGUAAUUUGGAAAUUUUAGUUGGCAUGAUAGCCAGAAUCUUGACUCACAAUGCUCACUUGAAUAUCUCACAAAUUUAAAAAAGCUUUACUGGUUGUCAUUUUGCUUUGGGAACCAAUUCAAAAUGCUGAAGCUUAUUUUUCAAAUACGUGGUAUUAAAAUAGAGUAAGAAACUAAAUGGGUGACACUGUUGCCAUUACUGUAUAAAGAAAAACCAUUCUUGGAGGAUUGAACAUCACAAGGCUGCUUGCAUCUUCUUCCAAGAGGCACUUCACUGAGGUCACUUCAGGAUUGCCCUAGUGAGAAAAAAUAUUAACUCUGGAGAGGUAGUUUUCAUGUUUCGUUUACAGGACAAAAUGGUAUAGCCCCUCCUGAAGUGCAAUAAGAAGGCAACCUUGACUCUAGUUUUGGGAAAUUGAUUUACUAUGAUUAUAGACAAAGAAUGGCUGGUGGUGGAAUGCAUAUUGAUCCUGUUAGACAGUAUGUGCAAGGGGAAGUAUAGUGAGAUUAGUAGGCAGGCAGCUACCAGGGAAGGUAAGCCAUUUGAUGGCUGUCCCCUCUCAUCCCAAGGAGUACAGACAUCCUCUUUAUUAGUUGUGUGUUGUAAUUUUGUUGACAAUAUUUUGAUAUAUUGGCCCCAUUUUAUUCCAGAACAAGCAGCAGAGCCAGAAGUUGGAGAAGUUUAGGAACAAAAGUGAUAUCUGAGAAGAUUACAGAGGGGUUAAAGCCUAAUUGUUUAUUUUUUUCUGUGGGUUACGUUAAACAAAGUUAACUAUUACUAUUUUUAAUUAAGUUAAAGGAAAUCUUUAAUUCAGAAUCUGUGCUGAAAAAAAUGGCCAGAUUUUGAAGUGUUCCCAUGUCCAAGUCAGAUCAGCUAGUGGGGUCAUACUUGGACACCAUUCAGUGUAUACUCUGUCCUCCAUAAUAAUACCUAUUUGUUUCCUAUAGCAUAUGCCUUCUCUAGUAUAACCUCCAAACUAUGGCAUUUUGUAUAUACUUUGUUUUGAAAUGUUCUAUAAACUUUGUUCUGAACCAUAUACUUGACUUUGAGCAGUCAGCAUUUUCAUGUUCUGCACUUGUGUUUUAAUAAAUUUUAU